UUGUGCAGAUCUACUCCGCUGGAGCAGAGCGCAGUGUACUUAAAUUGGUGUCAUCAUUCCAUUGGUCUUACCAAAAGUGCAUUUAAUUUGGAAGAUAAUUAAAAGUUACUCCCCAGCCGUUCAACUAUGAUUCCAACGCAAAACCUUUUGAACAGUGGUCUGGUUGUGUGCUGCUUGAUUCUGUAUUUCGUGCAAGUAGAAUCUAUACAUACCGAGGAGGGAUUAGAGCUAUUAUUUCGCGAAAGAUCCCAAUCGGAUUGGGAGAAUGUUUGGCAUCAGGAGACACAUUCACGUUGCCGCGACAAAUUGAUACGUCAGCUAUAUUGGGCCUGUGAAAAGGAUAUUUACCAGCUAACACGACGCAACCGCAAGCGCACAGAGAACGAAGCCAUGCAGAAAAGAGGCAAACCCAUAUCUCGCGUCUGGCUAAAACUGGAUUACGUGAACACUUUACUGCGCACUCGACGCGCAGAUGCGCCAUCGAUUACGAAUGAGUGUUGCACCAAAGUUGGCUGCACCUGGGAGGAAUACGCCGAGUAUUGCCCAUCGAAUAAGCGUCGUAAUCAUUACUGAGAUGAGGAGAAAGCCAAAGCGCUUGGCAAGAUCGAUUGAAAGAACGAAAUGAAAGUGAAUCUCUGCAAACAGCUGUGUGGCUAAAAAAAAGUUAAUCCUAAAGAGGAAUGCAAUUUUUAGUCAGAUGUAGUAAAUAGGUGGAAAUUAUGAGUAUUGAACUAUUAUCAAAAUGUACAGAUGGUGUUGGAAAUUGUUAUUAUUCAGAGUAAAAUAUACAGUUAUUGUGUGCUUCUAGUUGACCGUUAAUCUCACUGCUUAUUUGCAUAGUUGUACGAGUACUUUUACAUCAACUUACAUUUUAAUCUUAAGA
This is a messenger RNA of Anastrepha ludens (Mexican fruit fly), 883 nucleotides long. RefSeq names its product probable insulin-like peptide 7 (gene Ilp7). Lineage: Eukaryota; Metazoa; Arthropoda; Insecta; Diptera; Tephritidae. The coding region runs from base 127 to 573 and encodes 148 amino acids. The transcript has 3 exons. The record is from RefSeq and is a predicted model, not a curated record.